AUGCCACCACCAAUCAUCCUCUUCACCUACGACCUAUCUGUCUUUGGGAGGAAGACGGAGUGGGUGCUGACUCUCAAAGGUCUAAAGUACUUCCGCUGCAUCGUGCUCAACCGCCUUCCUCGCCCUGUGCUGCAACAACUGGGCAUCCAGUACAGGCGAAUCCCUAUCCUGGCCAUCGGCCGCGACAUAUACUGCGACACGAGACUCAUCAUUGACAAGCUCGAGGAACUGUUUCCCGACAACAGAAUCAGCAGCACAACUCCCUUCGAGAAGGGUCUGGAGCACCUGUUCGAGAACUGGCUGAUCGAUGGAGGCCCGUUCUGGCGGACAGCAGGCCUCAUCCCCCCCACGGCGGAGGUGGUGCAGGACAAGGAAUGGCUGGCCGACCGGACGAAUAUGACGGGUCGCAAAUUCGACGUUGAGACACUGAAACAGGGCAGGGCUGAAUCCCUGGCACAUGUGCGCAUGUACUUCACCCAGAUGGAGCACGAAUUGUUGGCCGAUGGCCGAGAAUACAUUUUGGCCACGAAGGAACCAACGGUGGCGGACAUUCACGUCAUCUGGACGUUCGACUGGGCUCUCCAGGACCAAGGGCACAUGCUGGAGUGUCUGGAAAAGGAGGUCAUCGGGGAAGACCAGUUCCCCAGGACGUUCGCAUACGUCGACCGGUUCCGCAAGGCCAUGGCGAGCAAGGAAGCGCAGAACGGUGUCGCCGAAGCGUUGUCCUCAGCGGACGCCAUCCGACAAAUUCUGGCUUCGGAGUUCUUCGAGAAGCAGGGCACGAUCGACCCGAGAGAUCCGCUGAAGCUAAGGAAGGGGCAAGUGGUCAAAAUCUGGCCGGUCGAGUCCGGUUUCACGCACCAUGACAGAGGUGAGUUGGUGUCGAUCGGGGUGAAGGAGGUGGUCAUUUCAAGUAGGCCGAACGUGGGCGAAGGGAGAUUGAGGCUUCACUUCCCCCGGGUGAAUUUUCGGAUCAAGCCGGUGGAGGAGCCGAAGUUGUAG
This is a messenger RNA of Cladophialophora yegresii CBS 114405, 1002 nucleotides long. RefSeq lists its product as uncharacterized. The record is from RefSeq and is a predicted model, not a curated record. The transcript has a single exon. Bases 1 to 1002 code for a protein of 333 amino acids. NCBI's taxonomy places the organism in Eukaryota, Fungi, Ascomycota, Eurotiomycetes, Chaetothyriales, Herpotrichiellaceae.